GUCCCCGCAAGAACCCUGGAACUUCCCCUCUGCCGUGUCUCCAUUCUCGUCCUCAAUCUCAACCUUUUUCUUCAUUUCUCCCUUUAUAAUGCCGAUUUUCCCUUCUCUAUCCCUUCCAUCUCUCAACCUUUAGAAUCCUAACUACGAAUAUCACAAACCCUAGAAGAACUAAUCAUACAAUCAAAUCUAAUCUAUCAACCACCUCAAAUUUGCAAGAUAUUUUUUUCAACCGCUUAUUUCAGUUGGGGCAAAAGAUCCGAUGGAGUAGGUAUUGUUUGGAGAUGGAUUUUUAUGAUCGGGUUGCUGGGGAGCUUGAAAAUAUAGAUGAGUACUCAGGCUAUGAGGGGACAUACCACAAGAGGUUAUCAUCGUAGGAAAUCAUUAGACUUGGACCUGAACAGCAUGCCACCAACUGAGAACCGAGAUCAAGGAGAAACAUCUCAACUGCGGCUUCAGGAUGCACAGGUUAAUCAACAACAGCCCGUACAACCUGCAAUGAUUGACAUUGAGGCCAUUGAUGAUGAUGUCAUUGAAUCAUCUGCCAGAGCUUUUGCUGAAGCUAAAAAUAAAUCCAGACGAAAUGCUAGGAAGAAUGUAGUUGACGUGGAUGCAGAAGAGCGGAGCAGGGUGUCAAAUAAUAACCGGAGCAAGCGUAGGAGAGAUGUGUCUAAUCGACCAUCUGUAAAUUCAGAUUUAUUAAUCAAUUUGGAAGCGAGCAACAGUUCUAUGAAAGUGAAGCCUGCUCCACCGAAGGAGCCCAAAUUCAGUUGUCCAAUAUGCAUGGGUCCGUUAGUAGAAGAAACAUCAACAAGGUGUGGUCAUAUUUUCUGUAAGGCAUGCAUCAGGGCUGCAAUAGGCGUUCAGAGUAAAUGCCCAACAUGUAGGAAGAGAGUAACUGCCAAAGAACUGAUUAGAGUAUUCCUUCCUGGGACAAGCUUGGAGUGAGGCUUACGUCUCACGCCAGAUUUUUUUUAAGACUUCGAAAGGAAACGGUUGAAGUUCUUUUGUAAGUAAGAAAAAAGCUAAUUUUUAGAUGGAAAUUUCCAGUGUAUUCUGCUGAUUGCCACUGCAUUUUGAUGAUCUCAGAGUUGCAUUAGGAAGAAAUGCAGGAAAUUCUAAUAUCCUUUAAUUGUUUUUUGUUGUCAACUUUGAUGGUUUUAUGAAGUUGUAAACAAACUGACAAUGAAAUCCAGCAGUAAUGCAAUGAGUUCACAUAAUUAUUGAAGUAGAAAGUUGCUUUUGUUGGUUGA
This is a messenger RNA of Cucumis sativus (cucumber), 1250 nucleotides long. RefSeq names its product E3 ubiquitin-protein ligase RNF4. The record is from RefSeq and is a predicted model, not a curated record. Bases 325 to 945 code for a protein of 206 amino acids. The transcript has 7 exons. NCBI's taxonomy places the organism in Eukaryota, Viridiplantae, Streptophyta, Magnoliopsida, Cucurbitales, Cucurbitaceae.